AUGGAGUCAGAGUCAGAGCCAGAGAUGCAGAUUGAGAAAUACGAUUCGCGAACGAAGCAGAGAGGAUAUGGAAUUUGGAAAGUUACACAAGCUACGACGUCGAAAAUACAUCUAUUCACAUUCGCAUUAAAUUCUGUCGAACAAGGAAGGAAGGGAAUCUCAUGGAAACCGAAAUUCAUUCAAUUUAUACUUCAAUUGCUCUACGCAGCAUUCCGCAAAAAGGUCCUCUUCCUCGAACAAAAGCGUGGCGGUGGUGGUAAAUAAAUAGAUCAAUCACAAUCACAAUCACAUUCGUAAAUCUAUCUAUCCAUCCACCUAUCAAUCAAUCAAUCAAUCAAUCA
Molecule: messenger RNA, 341 nt
Organism: Botrytis byssoidea
Lineage: Eukaryota; Fungi; Ascomycota; Leotiomycetes; Helotiales; Sclerotiniaceae
Exons: 2
Coding region: 1-264 (87 amino acids)
Source: RefSeq, a predicted model, not a curated record